Messenger RNA from Nymphaea colorata (pocket water lily), 1946 nucleotides. Its product is annotated as leucine aminopeptidase 1-like. The record is from RefSeq and is a predicted model, not a curated record. Gene Ontology annotation, biological process: proteolysis. The transcript has 10 exons. NCBI's taxonomy places the organism in Eukaryota, Viridiplantae, Streptophyta, Magnoliopsida, Nymphaeales, Nymphaeaceae. The coding region runs from base 66 to 1811 and encodes 581 amino acids. Gene Ontology annotation, molecular function: manganese ion binding; metalloaminopeptidase activity. Gene Ontology annotation, cellular component: cytoplasm.
CCGCAAAAUGAGUGGGGCGGCGAUUGGCGCUUCAAUAAAGAACAGUGGGGUGAGUCGGGGGCCGAAUGGCCGUCCUACUCUGGGCCUCCUCUCUGUUCCCCAAAUUAGCCUCCUCUUCUUCUAUUUACACGCAUUCAUCGUCUACGCAUCUUUCGCGCCUCCUCCUCUCCCCUUCCUCAUUCUUUCCACAGCGUCGUUCCUGGCGUGUUCUUCACAUGGCCGCCUCCACUCUGCCUAGAGCAAACCUCGGCCUCACCAACCCCUCGACACUCCCUCCCAUCGAGAUUACCUUUUCUGCGAAGGAGACCGAUUUUUCAGAAUGGAAAGGAGAUAUCCUGGCAGUAGGUGUCUCACAGAACGACAUGUCAAAGGAUGAGAAAGGGUCAUUUGAGAAUGCGACACUAAGAAUUCUUGAUAGUAAACUUGGUGGUCUGUUGGCAGAAGCAUCCAAAGAAGAGGAUUUCACUGGAAAAAUAGGACAAGCAACAUUCUUGAGGCUUCCUGGGUUGCCUUUUCGAAGACUUGGUUUGGUCGGGCUUGGCCAGAGUACGUCAUCUUCAUCUUCAGCUGUAUCUGCUUACAGAGGUUUUGGUGAGGCUCUUGCAACAGCUGCAAAGACUGCUCAGGCGGUAGAUGCUGCUGUCCUUCUCGCAUCCUAUGAUGGCCUUUCUGAAGAAGCUAAGCUUAGAGCAGCCUCUUCUAUAUUAUCAGGAACUGUGCUUGGUGUUUAUGAGGACAACAGGUUUAGGUCAGAAUGGAAAAAUCCAUCACUUAAAUCAGUGGAUAUAAUUGGCUUCGGAACUGGUCCUGAUGUAGAAAACAAGCUCAAGAGUGCAGUUGAUGUUUGCUUUGGUGUGAUUUUCGGUAGAGAGCUUGUAAAUGCACCAGCUAAUGUGCUCACACCUAUUGCAUUGGCAGAUGAGGCCUCGAACAUAGCAUCUAUGUUUAGUGAUGUGAUGACUGCAACCAUAUUAGAUGCUGAUCAGUGCAAAGAACUAAAGAUGGGGUCUUACUUGGGUGUUGCUGCUGCAUCUGCAAAUCCCCCUCGUUUUAUUCAUCUUUGUUACAGACCUCCAAAUGGCUCUGUGAAGGUGAAGCUGGCAAUUGUUGGGAAGGGUUUAACCUUUGAUAGUGGCGGCUACAACAUCAAAACUGGGCCAGGAUGUAGCAUUGAGCUCAUGAAAUUUGAUAUGGGAGGAUCUGCAGCUACCUUAGGUGCAGCAAGAGCCAUUGGUCAGAUAAAACCACCGGGAGUGGAGGUACAUUUCAUUGUUGCUGCUUGUGAGAAUAUGAUAAGUGGUACAGGCAUGAGACCUGGGGACAUUGUUACGGCAUCUAAUGGGAAAACAAUAGAGGUCAACAACACUGAUGCUGAAGGUCGUCUUACACUUGCAGAUGCCUUGGUUUAUGCUUGCAACCAAGGAGUAGAAAAGGUGGUUGAUUUGGCCACCCUUACUGGAGCUUGUAUAAUUGCACUUGGAUCAAGUGUUGCAGGUGUCUUUACGCCUAGUGACGAUCUUGCAGCAGAGAUCUUUUCAUCUGCGGAGAAAACGGGUGAGAAGUUCUGGAGGCUCCCGCUAGAGGAAAGCUAUUGGGAGACGAUGAAAUCAGGAGUAGCUGACAUGGUUAAUACUGGAGGCCGCCAGGGUGGUUCUAUUACUGCUGCACUGUUCUUGAAACAGUUUGUUGAUGAGAAGGUCCAGUGGCUGCAUAUCGACAUGGCUGGUCCUGUAUGGAAUGAGAAGAAACGUGCUGCUACCGGAUUUGGUGUGUCUACUUUAGUGGAAUGGGUGCUGAAAAACUCAUCUUGAUGACUCAGCUGCUGUUGUACUGGCCUAUAGUAGGCAUGCCUUAAAAUAAAAUGGAAUUAAGUUUUUUGUUCCCACCUAGCUGAAACCAUUACUAAAUAAGUAUGUUUAUUUAAAGAGGUUUUCUUGGUGUUUAAA